UGUGAUUAUUUCCAUAAAGUUAGGAAACAUUUCAAAUGUUUUAAUGACAGAUGGCGCGUUGAUUUGUUUGCUUGUAAUCAGCAGCAAUCACUGACCUAUUAUAUUUCAGUUUACCUGUAGAUUGUUACUUCCUGAGGACAGCGCCACAACAGAUACCAAGAUGUUGCGUGCCCUCAUAUGUGCAGCAUUAUUUACUUUGGCAUUGUCUGUUGACAUGGAAACAAUUCUUUCAAACACCAAUGGCUAUAAACUGGAUACAAAAGUGACUUAUUUAAUUGCUGUUCCUCGUAAGAUUCGUCCCAAUCAAGUGAUUCAGAUAUUUACAACUAUUACUCGACUAGAGUAUGGGCCCCUCAUAUUGAAGCUCUCUGUUGUUAGAGAUAACUUUGAGUAUGGUAGAACAUCACUGGAAUUUAACAUGCCUGCUAGCCGAAUCAUGCAGUUACAGGUGAGUCUACAGACUGUUUUAUUAGAUAGCUAGUGUUAUCUGUCAUCU
Octopus bimaculoides (California two-spot octopus) is the source of this 496-nucleotide messenger RNA. RefSeq names its product CD109 antigen. Lineage: Eukaryota; Metazoa; Mollusca; Cephalopoda; Octopoda; Octopodidae. The record is from RefSeq and is a predicted model, not a curated record. Gene Ontology annotation, cellular component: extracellular region. Gene Ontology annotation, molecular function: endopeptidase inhibitor activity; protein binding.